AUGUCGUCCGAGGCGGCGAAGGUGGUGGUGCCGGAGUCGGUGCUCCUCAAGAGGAAGCGGGAGGAGCUCUGGGCCGCCGAGAAGAAGACCAAGGCCGUCGAGGAGAAGAAGAAAUCCAGCGAGAACGUCAAGGUCAUCUACGCCCGCGCCAAGCAGUACGCCGAGGAGUACGAUGCCCAGGACAAGGAGUUGGUUCAGCUUAAGCGUGAGGCCCGGAUGAAGGGUGGGUUCUAUGUCAGUCCUGAGGCUAAGCUGCUGUUUGUUGUCAGAAUCAGAGGUAUCAAUGCCAUGCACCCAAAGACCAAGAAGAUCUUGCAGCUGUUGCGUUUGAGACAGAUAUUCAAUGGAGUGUUCCUGAAGGUUAACAAGGCCACCAUCAACAUGCUCCGCAGGGUCGAGCCAUAUGUUGCAUAUGGGUACCCGAACCUGAAGAGUGUGAGGGAGUUGAUCUACAAAAGAGGUUAUGGCAAGCUCAACAAGCAAAGGAUUCCUUUGACCAACAACAAGGUCAUCGAGGAGGGUCUUGGAAAGCACAACAUCAUCUGCAUUGAGGACCUUGUGCAUGAGAUCUUGACCGUCGGUCCUCACUUCAAGGAGGCCAACAACUUCCUGUGGCCCUUCAAGCUGAAGGCGCCGCUGGGAGGCCUCAAGAAGAAGAGGAACCACUACGUCGAGGGUGGCGACGCCGGCAACCGCGAGAACUACAUCAACCAGCUCGUCAGGAGGAUGAACUAG
Messenger RNA from Triticum turgidum subsp. durum (durum wheat), 735 nucleotides. NCBI's taxonomy places the organism in Eukaryota, Viridiplantae, Streptophyta, Magnoliopsida, Poales, Poaceae. The record is from the annotation of a GenBank genome assembly.